CAUAAAAAAAAUUAUCACUAAUAUCCUUUCAUCUCUCAAUUAAAUAUUAUCUCCCAAUCUCAUACAAAUCCAAGAAAGUUCAGUUUGAUCAUGGAAUUUUUCCACACCCCAAACCAUAAACACUCAUUUCAGCACAACAAAAAGAGGCUAACCCAAGAGCAAGUCAAUCUCCUAGAGAGAAGCUUCACCUCCAACAACAAGCUCGAGCCCGAGCGCAAGCUUCUGCUGGCCAAGCAGCUGGGAAUCCCACCUCGACAGGUUGCGAUUUGGUACCAGAACAAGCGUGCCCGGUGGAAGACUCAGAGCCUUGAGCUUGACUACAAUGCAAUCCAAGCAAAGCUGGAGACUGCCUUAGCUGAAAAGAGGACGCUGGAGAAAGAUGUUGAGAGGCUUGGAGGGGAGCUGAAGAAGGCUCAUGACUUGGUGCUGGUAUUGAACCAAACACAAGAAUUGCCUGCUCAUCCUGUGAUUUGCUCAAUGUUUAAUUCUUCUUCUGCUGAAGAGGGUGUUGGGAGCUCCAGCCUGCAACAACAUGAAGAUCAAGUGAGUGAUCAUGAGGUUAAACAGCUUGAGGAGCUCUAUGCUUGUUUGAUAGGCAUGCAGUGAUGGGUUUAAUUGAUAUA
Prunus dulcis (almond) is the source of this 623-nucleotide messenger RNA. Its product is annotated as homeobox-leucine zipper protein ATHB-52-like. The transcript has a single exon. Gene Ontology annotation, cellular component: nucleus. The coding region runs from base 91 to 606 and encodes 171 amino acids. Gene Ontology annotation, molecular function: sequence-specific DNA binding; DNA-binding transcription factor activity, RNA polymerase II-specific. NCBI's taxonomy places the organism in Eukaryota, Viridiplantae, Streptophyta, Magnoliopsida, Rosales, Rosaceae. The record is from RefSeq and is a predicted model, not a curated record. Gene Ontology annotation, biological process: positive regulation of DNA-templated transcription.